This is a messenger RNA of Linderina pennispora, 2212 nucleotides long. RefSeq names its product voltage-gated potassium channel. The transcript has 2 exons. Gene Ontology annotation, cellular component: membrane. Gene Ontology annotation, biological process: potassium ion transmembrane transport. The record is from RefSeq and is a predicted model, not a curated record. The coding region runs from base 9 to 2111 and encodes 700 amino acids. Lineage: Eukaryota; Fungi; Kickxellomycota; Kickxellomycetes; Kickxellales; Kickxellaceae. Gene Ontology annotation, molecular function: voltage-gated potassium channel activity.
ACAUCUACAUGGUGUUCUCCAGCAUGUUGCUGCUGCUGUUUCUGAUUGUGUUCAUGCUCGACACGAUGCCGCAGUACCGGCUCAAGCCGCACUGGCCGCGAAUCGCCGAAAACAUCAACAUGGGUACAGCAGUGUACUUUGGGGUCGAGUGGCUCCUGCGGUUCUAUGCGUUCCAGAACCCGAAACGGUACCUGCUCGAGCCCUUGUCGCUCAUCGACCUGCUCAGCGUGGUCCCGGCGUACGCGUCGUACGAUACAAGCCUUGGGACGUCGUUUGGGCGGGCCAAAUGGCUGCGUGCGCUGCAGAUCCUGCGCAUUCUGCGUAUCAUGCGUGUCGCCGAGUACUCGGUGGAGCUGUACGUCAUCGUGCGCACGCUGAAAAAGAGCCUGACUCAGAUUCUGAUUGUCAUGCUGGUCAUUGCAAUCGUCCUGCUGACAGCGUGCUUUCUGAUGUUCUUCUCCGAGAACGACACAUUGGAUGUGGGUAGCGGUCAGUGGAUGCGCAAGAACCGCGGGGUGGUCGAAGUGAGCCCGUUCCAGAACGUAUUCUACUGCUUGUACUGGGGAUUUGUCACAGUGACCACGGUCGGAUAUGGCGACCUGACGCCGGUUUCGCCGUGGGGCCAGGUGGUUGCCUGUUUGACCAUGGUAAUGGGGGUGUUUACGGUUGUGUUUCCGACCUCGAUCAUCUCGACCAACUUUGCCAAUGAGUGGGAGGCGUUUCAUAAGGCGCAGAAACUGCACCAAAAGUCGCUGCUUCGGCGGGACACCGAGAACCGCCGCCUCCAGCUGGCGCGCAUCUGGAGUGAUGCCAACAGGGACUACGAUGCAAUGCUGACAGAGGCCAUACAUGCCAACGUAGCCAGGUCUGAUCCCGAGCUGAACAAAAAGACCCCGUCUCUUGAUCAGCCAAAUGAUGCGUCGGCUCCAGAUAUUGGGCUGCGACAGGCUACCCGGGUAGACUUCUCACAGCCAGCCUUGCAGAACCUGCCCGCAGAGCCACCGCAGUUUGGUUGGCGACAGCACAAGAUGGCGCCGUUCGAGUACCACGAGAUGAUGAAGGUGAUCGAGAAAGUUGAAAAGGACCUGGGCAUCCCCAAGAUGGACAUGAACGAGAUUGAAGAGAGUAGCGAGAUCAACCAAAAGCUGCUGAUCAACGCCAUACACUCGAAGCUAUACAACGACGCCUACAGUCUGCUGUGCGAGCGGCUGCUGUUUUGCCUGUCGGAAUUCCGGAGGUUCGAGUCGUCCGAGGAUUUGGCCGGGUACUUGCAGAACCUGGACAUCGGGCACGGCCACCCGGCGAACAGCCCGCCGAUGUCGCGCAAAAAGAAAAUGACCUCGCUCGAAUACAAACUAAUGUCGUUUGUAUUUGAAAAGGUCAGCUUGCGCAUCGAUCCGGACACCGCGUCCAUGUCUCCGCGGCAGUCAUCCAAAUUCCACAUUAAUCAGCAGCAGUACACCACCCAGCAGCACCUGGACGAGCACUUUGGGUACAGCUCCGCGGACCUGCCGCACACCAGCGAUGCGAAUUCUUUUAGCGGCAUGCGCACGCGCUUCCAUCGUUCCCGCAGAAACCUGGCGCACAAGGUCAAGUCUCGGCUACGCCAUGGUUCCAACUACGCGCCCAUCAGCAGGACCCCCACCGGCCAAGCAGCCCAUCAGCGGGUCGCCUCCAGCUACACUCUGCAGAACCGGCUGCCGCUGCGCCGCCCCAGGUAUGAAGAUUCGCCGGUGCUUAGUAGGGUGGCAUCGGAGAUGCGGUAUGAGAAUGUAACGCCCAUCUGCCAGGUGCACAGUGGCCAGAGUGCGGGUUCGCUUGAAGGUAUGCAGCCAAGGCUGCAUAAGCCGGCAGGUUUGCAUGCUAACGCUCAGGUGUCCAAAUUGAACUCGGUUUCUGGGGUCAUGGGCACCCACCGAGACCAAGAGGGCAGUGGGCAGGUCGCCAUUGACAUGCCAUCUAACGGCAGCAGCAACAGUUCUUCAGAUCCGUCCUCUUCGUCGGGGGACUCAGACUCGAGAGAGGCUUUUAGCAUCAGACGCCAUGCUUCGCAGGGCCAACAUGAGGUGACUGAAGGCCAUGAUGCCGACGACGAGUACAACACCAAUUGAACAUCGCUCCGUCACAGCAAACUGUGCCAUUAGCAAGCAUAAAUUUCAUAAUCUGGCCAUAAUGUUUGUGUAUGUACAAAUACCUGUAUUUUUUGAAAUAG